GAGUCUUCCACAGUUAAUUCUAAAUGAGUAUCCCCUGUCUUCCUGAAAUAUUUCUCCCUCCUUGCAUUAAUUUCUUAGGAUAUUUUUAAAUUUGUUUUCCAGCGAACAUUUGUACAAAAGUCUAGAUAACUGUGCUUUUGCUUUCUUCUUCUUUCCCCUACUCUUAUGGGGUGGUGAUCUCUUUAGUGGGCAUUUUUACUACAGAAAAACAAAUAUGGAUGUUUGUAUACUGUCAGUAAAGUGAAAUAUUCAGAGGUUUUCCCCAUUUUAUAAAUUUUGAUUUUUUAAAUGUUGUUGAGUGACUUGCAUUUAAGCUGUAUUUGAUGUGAAAUUCUUGUGCUUGUAUAAAAGGCAUUCUGAAAUAUAUUUAUGAUUUCUCAAAUUUUGCCUAAAGCAAUUUUGAGUUAGGGAGGGAUGGCCACAAUAUCCUAAAAGCAUGUAAGGUAGACUGUGUAUUACUCCACUAAACAGCUCAUUUUUCUGGUAAAAUUAUAUAAAAUAUUUGCUUUUUAGAACAGAAAUAACUUUAAUGAUUGUCAUUCUGGAAAGGAAAGAAAAGAUGACAGAAUGUUUUAAUUGCCCAUCUGAAGGGCUGAAUGUUUUUGCUUCUAUCAAAGAGCACUUUUAAUAGUUUUGUCUCCUCUUGCCCAUCUGGCUCUUUUUGUGAUUGUGUCCAAGGGUAGCCAAGGAUGGCUGCAGCUUCAUAUGAUCAGUUGUUAAAGCAAGUUGAGGCACUGAAGAUGGAGAACUCAAAUCUUCGACAAGAGCUAGAAGAUAAUUCCAAUCAUCUUACAAAACUGGAAACUGAGGCAUCUAAUAUGAAGGAAGUACUUAAACAGCUUCAAGGAAGCAUUGAUGAUGAAGCUAUGACAUCUUCUGGACAGAUUGAUUUAUUAGAGCGCCUCAAAGAGCUUAACUUAGAUAGCAGUAAUUUCCCUGGAGUAAAACUACGGUCAAAAAUGUCCCUCCGUUCUUACGGGAGCCGGGAAGGGUCGGUAUCCAGUCGUUCAGGAGAGUGCAGUCCUGUUCCUAUGGGUUCCUUCCCAAGAAGAGGGUUUGUAAAUGGAAGCAGAGAAAAUACUGGUUAUUUAGAAGAACUUGAGAAAGAGAGAUCAUUACUCCUUGCUGAUCUUGACAAAGAAGAAAAGGAAAAAGACUGGUACUAUGCUCAACUUCAGAAUCUCACUAAAAGAAUAGAUAGUCUUCCUUUAACUGAAAAUUUUUCCUUACAAACAGAUAUGACCAGAAGGCAAUUGGAAUAUGAAGCAAGGCAAAUCAGAGUUGCAAUGGAAGAACAACUAGGAACGUGUCAAGAUAUGGAAAAACGAGCACAGCGAAGAGUAACCAGAAUUCAACAAAUAGAGAAGGACAUACUUCGUAUACGACAGCUUUUACAGUCCCAAGCAACAGAAGCAGAGAGGUCAUCUCAGAACAAGCACGAAGCUGGCUCACAUGAAGCUGAGCAGCAGAAUGAAGGUCAAGGAGUGGCAGAAAUCAACAUGGCAACUUCUGGUAGUGGUCAGGGUUCAGCUACACGAAUGGAUCAUGAAACAGCCAGUGUUUUGAGUUCUAGUAGCACACACUCUGCUCCUCGAAGGCUGACAAGUCAUCUGGGAACCAAGGUGGAAAUGGUGUAUUCAUUGUUGUCAAUGCUUGGUACUCAUGAUAAGGAUGAUAUGUCACGAACUUUGCUAGCUAUGUCUAGCUCCCAAGACAGCUGUAUAUCCAUGCGACAGUCUGGAUGUCUUCCUCUCCUCAUCCAGCUUUUACAUGGCAAUGACAAAGACUCUGUGUUGUUGGGAAAUUCCCGGGGCAGUAAAGAGGCUCGGGCCAGGGCCAGUGCAGCACUCCACAACAUCAUUCACUCACAGCCUGAUGACAAGAGAGGCAGGCGUGAAAUCCGAGUCCUUCAUCUUUUGGAACAGAUACGAGCUUACUGUGAAACCUGUUGGGAGUGGCAGGAAGCCCACGAACAAGGCAUGGACCAGGACAAAAAUCCAAUGCCAGCUCCUGUUGAACAUCAGAUCUGUCCUGCUGUGUGUGUGCUAAUGAAACUUUCAUUUGAUGAAGAACAUAGACAUGCAAUGAAUGAACUUGGUAGGAAGGCUACCCGGGGCAUUUCAUCACAGGAGCUAGGGCAGGGGCUUUCAGGGGGACUACAGGCCAUUGCAGAAUUAUUGCAAGUGGACUGUGAAAUGUAUGGGCUUACUAAUGACCACUACAGUAUUACAUUAAGACGAUAUGCUGGAAUGGCUUUGACAAACUUGACUUUUGGAGAUGUAGCAAACAAGGCCACACUCUGCUCCAUGAAAGGCUGCAUGAGAGCACUGGUCGCCCAACUGAAGUCGGAGAGUGAGGACUUACAGCAGGUUAUUGCAAGUGUUUUGAGGAAUUUGUCUUGGAGAGCAGAUGUAAAUAGUAAAAAGACAUUGCGUGAAGUUGGAAGUGUGAAAGCAUUGAUGGAGUGUGCUUUGGAAGUUAAAAAGGAAUCAACCCUGAAAAGCGUAUUGAGUGCCUUAUGGAAUUUGUCAGCACAUUGCACUGAGAAUAAAGCCGAUAUAUGUGCUGUAGAUGGUGCGCUCGCAUUUUUGGUUGGCACUCUCACUUACCGGAGCCAGACAAACACCUUAGCCAUUAUUGAAAGUGGAGGUGGGAUAUUACGGAAUGUGUCCAGCUUGAUAGCUACAAAUGAGGACCACAGGCAAAUUCUAAGAGAAAACAAUUGCCUGCAAACCUUAUUACAACACUUAAAAUCUCACAGUUUGACAAUAGUCAGUAAUGCAUGUGGAACCUUGUGGAAUCUCUCAGCAAGAAAUCCUAAAGACCAGGAAGCAUUAUGGGACAUGGGGGCAGUCAGCAUGCUCAAGAAUCUCAUUCACUCAAAGCACAAAAUGAUUGCCAUGGGAAGUGCUGCAGCUUUAAGGAAUCUCAUGGCAAAUAGACCCACAAAGUAUAAAGAUGCCAAUAUUAUGUCUCCUGGUUCAAGUUUGCCAUCUCUUCAUGUCAGGAAACAAAAAGCUCUGGAAGCAGAAUUAGACGCUCAGCACUUAUCAGAAACUUUUGACAAUAUUGACAAUUUAAGUCCCAAGACAUCUCAUCGUAGUAAGCAAAGACACAAGCAAAGUCUUUAUGGUGACUAUGUUUUUGACACCAAUCGACAUGAUGAUAACAGGUCAGACAAUUUUAAUACAGGAAACAUGACUGUCCUUUCACCAUAUUUAAAUACUACGGUGUUGCCCAGCUCCUCAUCAUCCAGAGGAAGUUUAGAUAGUUCUCGUUCUGAAAAAGAUAGAAGUUUGGAGAGAGAACGAGGAAUUAGCCUAGGCAACUACCACCCAGCAACAGAAAAUCCAGGAACCUCUUCAAAGCGAGGUUUGCAGAUUUCCACCACUGCAGCUCAGAUUGCUAAAGUCAUGGAAGAGGUAGCAGCCAUUCACACCUCUCAGGAAGAUAGAAGUUCUGGGUCUACCACAGAGUUACAUUGUGGGGCAGAUGAGAGGAAUGCACUAAGAAGAAGCUCUACUACUCACACACAUUCAAACACUUACAACUUCACUAAAUCAGAAAAUUCAAAUAGGACAUGUUCUAUGCCUUAUGCCAAAUUGGAAUAUAAGAGGUCUUCAAAUGAUAGUUUAAAUAGUGUCAGCAGUAGUGAUGGUUAUGGUAAAAGAGGUCAAAUGAAACCUUCGAUUGAAUCCUAUUCUGAAGAUGAUGAAAGUAAAUGUUGCAGCUAUGGUCAAUAUCCAGCUGACCUAGCUCAUAAAAUACACAGUGCAAAUCAUAUGGAUGAUAAUGAUGGAGAACUAGAUACGCCAAUAAAUUAUAGUCUUAAAUAUUCAGAUGAGCAGCUGAACUCGGGAAGGCAGAGUCCUUCCCAGAAUGAAAGAUGGGCAAGACCCAAACAUAUAAUAGAAGAUGAAAUGAAACACAGUGAGCAGAGACAAUCAAGGAGUCAAAGCACAACUUACCCUGUAUAUACUGAGAGCACUGAUGAUAAACACCUCAAGUUCCAACCACAUUUUGGGCAGCAAGAAUGUGUUUCCCCAUAUAGGUCAAGAGGAGCCAAUGGUUCAGAAACAAAUCGAGUGGGUUCUAAUCAUACAAUUAAUCAAAAUGUAAACCAGUCUUUGUGUCAGGAAGAUGACUAUGAAGAUGAUAAGCCAACCAACUACAGUGAACGUUACUCUGAGGAAGAACAGCAUGAAGAGGAAGAGAGACCAACAAACUAUAGCAUAAAGUAUAAUGAAGAAAAACAUCAUGUGGAUCAGCCUAUUGAUUAUAGUUUAAAAUAUUCCACAGACAUUCCUUCCUCACAGAAACCAUCAUUUUCAUUCUCAAAGAGUUCCUCUGGACAAAGCACUAAGUCUGAACACAUCUCUACAAGCAGUGAGAAUACAUCCACACCUUCAUCUAAUCCCAAGAGGCAGAAUCAGCUCCACCCAAGUUCAGCACAAAGCAGAAAUGGUCAGGCUCAAAAAGCCACCUCUUGCAAAGUUCCCUCUAUCAACCAAGAGACAAUACAGACCUACUGUGUGGAAGAUACCCCAAUAUGUUUUUCAAGGUGUAGUUCAUUAUCAUCUUUGUCAUCAGCUGAAGAUGAAAUAGGAUGUGAUCAGACAACACAGGAGACAGAUUCUGCUAAUACGCUACAGGUAGCAGAAAUAAAAGAAAACAGUGGAACUAGAUCAACUGAAGGUUCUGUGAGUGAAGUUCCAGCAGUGUCACAGCACAUUAGAACUAAAUCCAGCAGACUCCCAGCUUCUGGUUUAUCUUCAGAAUCAGCCAGGCACAAAGCUGUUGAACUUUCUUCAGGGGCCAAAUCUCCAUCAAAAAGUGGUGCCCAGACGCCUAAAAGUCCACCAGAGCACUACGUUCAGGAGACUCCACUCAUGUUUAGUAGAUGUACUUCUGUCAGUUCACUUGAUAGUUUUGAGAGUCGUUCAAUUGCCAGCUCGGUUCAGAGUGAACCCUGCAGUGGAAUGGUAAGUGGCAUUGUAAGUCCCAGUGACCUUCCAGAUAGCCCUGGGCAAACCAUGCCACCAAGCAGAAGUAAAACCCCUCCUCCUCCACCUCCUCCUCCUCAGACAGUUCAAGCUAAACAAGAGUUAACUAAAAAUAAAGUACCUAAUGCUGAAAAGAGAGAAAGUGGACCUAAGCAAGCUGCUGUAAAUGCUGCAGUUCAGAGGGUCCAGGUUCUUCCAGAUGCUGAUACUUUAUUACAUUUUGCCACAGAAAGUACUCCAGAUGGGUUUUCUUGUUCAUCUAGCCUGAGUGCACUGAGCCUCGAUGAGCCAUUCAUACAGAAAGAUGUGGAAUUAAGAAUAAUGCCUCCAGUUCAGGAAAAUGACAAUGCAAAUGAAACAGAAUCUGAGCAGCCUGAAGAAUCAAAUGAAAAUCAGGACAAAGAGGCACAAAAACCUGAUUCUGAAAAAGAUUUAUUAGAUGAUUCAGAUGAUGAUGAUAUUGAAAUACUAGAAGAAUGUAUUAUUUCUGCCAUGCCAACAAAAUCGGCACGCAAAGCCAAAAAGCCAGCCCAGGGUGCUUCAAAAUUACCUCCACCUGUAGCAAGGAAACCAAGUCAACUGCCUGUGUACAAACUUCUGCCAUCACAAAACAGGAUACAAGCACAAAAGCAUGUUAGUUUUACACCAGGAGAUGAUAUGCCACGGGUGUAUUGUGUAGAAGGGACACCUAUAAACUUUUCCACCGCUACAUCUCUAAGUGACCUAACAAUAGAAUCCCCUCCAAAUGAGUUAGCUGCUGGAGAAGGAGUUAGAGCAGGGGCACAGACAGGCGAAUUUGAAAAACGAGACACCAUUCCUACAGAAGGCAGAAGUACAGAUGAGGCUCAAAGAGGAAAACCAUCAUCUAUAACUGUACCUGAACUGGAUGACAGUAAAACAGAAGAAGGUGAUAUUCUUGCAGAAUGCAUUAAUUCUGCUAUGCCCAAAGGAAAAAGUCACAAACCUUUCCGUGUGAAAAAGAUAAUGGACCAGGUCCAACAAGCAUCUAUGUCUUCAUCUGGGACUAACAAGAAUCAAUUAGAUAGUAAGAAGAAGAAACCUACUUCACCAGUAAAACCUAUGCCACAAAACACUGAAUAUAGGACACGUGUAAAAAAAAAUACAGAUUCAAAAAAUAACUUAAAUGCUGAAAGAACUUUUUCAGAUAAUAAAGAUUCAAAGAAACAGAACUUGAAAAAUAAUUCCAAGGACUUCAAUGAUAAGCUACCAAACAAUGAAGAUCGGGUUAGAGGAAGUUUUACUUUUGAUUCUCCUCAUCAUUACACACCUAUUGAAGGAACUCCAUACUGCUUUUCACGAAAUGAUUCUUUGAGUUCUCUAGAUUUUGAUGAUGAUGAUGUUGAUCUUUCCAGGGAAAAGGCUGAAUUAAGAAAGGGGAAAGACAAUAAGGAAUCAGAAGCUAAAGUUGCCAGUCACACAGAACUAACCUCCAGCCAACAAUCAGGUAAUAAGACACAAACUAUUACAAAACAUCCAAUGAAUCGAGGACAGUCUAAUAAACCCAUGCUACAGAAGCAAUCCACUUUUCCCCAGUCAUCCAAAGACAUACCAGACAGAGGGGCAGCAACUGAUGAAAAAUUACAGAAUUUUGCUAUUGAAAAUACACCAGUUUGCUUUUCUCGAAAUUCUUCUCUAAGUUCUCUUAGUGACAUUGAUCAAGAAAACAACAACAACAAAGAAAAUGAACCUAUCAAAGAGACCCAGCCUGCUGACUCACAGGUAGAACCAAGUAAACCUCAGGGUUCAGGUUAUGCUCCUAAAUCAUUUCACGUUGAAGAUACCCCUGUUUGUUUCUCAAGAAACAGUUCUCUCAGUUCUCUCAGUAUUGAUUCUGAAGAUGACCUGUUGCAAGAAUGUAUAAGUUCUGCAAUGCCAAAAAAGAAGAAGCCUGCAAGGCUUAAGGGUGAUAAUGAAAAGCAUAGUCCCAGAAAUAUGGGUGGCAUAUUAGCAGAAGAUUUGACGCUUGAUUUGAAAGAUGUACAGAGACCAGAUUCAGAGCAUGGUUUAUCCCCCGAUUCAGAAAAUUUUGAUUGGAAAGCCAUUCAGGAAGGUGCAAAUUCCAUAGUAAGUAGUUUGCAUCAAGCUGCUGCUGCUGCAUGUUUAUCUAGACAAGCUUCAUCUGAUUCAGAUUCCAUCCUUUCACUGAAAUCUGGAAUCUCUCUGGGAUCACCAUUUCAUCUUACACCUGAUCAAGAGGAAAAACCCUUUACAAGUAAUAAAGGCCCACGGAUUCUGAAACCUGGGGAGAAAAGUACAUUGGAAUCUAAAAAGAUGGAAUCGGAAAAUAAAGGAAUCAAAGGAGGAAAAAAAGUUUAUAAAAGUUUGAUUACUGGGAAAGUUCGAUCUAAUUCCGAAGUUUCAAGCCAGUUGAAACAGCCCCUUCAAGCAAGCAUGCCUUCAAUAUCUCGAGGUAGGACGAUGAUCCACAUUCCAGGAGUUCGAAAUAGCUCUUCAAGUACAAGUCCAGUUUCUAAAAAAGGCCCACCCCUUAAGACUCCAGCUUCCAAAAGCCCAAGUGAAGGUCAGACAGCCACCACUUCUCCCAGAGGAGCUAAGCCAUCAGUGAAGUCAGAAUUAAGCCCUGUUACCAGGCAGAUGUCACAACAGGCAGGAUCGAAUAAAGGGUCUUCUAGAUCAGGAUCUAGAGAUUCCACUCCUUCAAGACCAGUCCAGCAACCAUUAAGUAGACCUAUGCAGUCUCCAGGACGAAAUUCAAUUUCUCCUGGUAGAAAUGGAAUAAGUCCUCCUAACAAAUUAUCUCAACUGCCAAGGACAUCAUCCCCUAGUACUGCUUCAACCAAGUCCUCAGGUUCUGGGAAAAUGUCAUACACAUCUCCAGGCAGACAGAUGAGCCAGCAGAACCUUACCAAACAAGCAGGCUUAUCCAAGAAUGGCAAUAGUAUCCCAAGAAGUGAGUCUGCCUCCAAAGGACUAAAUCAGAUGAAUAAUAGCAAUGGAUCCAAUAAAAAGGUAGAACUUUCUAGAAUGUCUUCAACUAAAUCAAGUGGAAGUGAAUCUGAUAGGUCAGAGAGACCUGUAUUGGUACGCCAGUCAACUUUCAUCAAAGAAGCUCCAAGCCCAACCCUAAGGAGAAAAUUGGAGGAAUCUGCUUCAUUUGAAUCUCUUUCUCCAUCUUCUAGACCAGAUUCUCCCACUAGGUCCCAGGCACAGACUCCAGUUUUAAGUCCUUCCCUUCCUGAUAUGUCUCUAUCCACACAUUCAUCUGUUCAGGCUGGUGGGUGGCGAAAACUACCCCCUAAUCUCAGUCCCACGAUAGAGUAUAAUGACGGAAGACCAGCAAAGCGCCAUGAUAUAGCACGCUCCCAUUCUGAAAGUCCUUCCAGGCUUCCCAUCAAUAGGUCAGGAACCUGGAAACGUGAGCACAGUAAACAUUCAUCGUCCCUUCCUCGGGUGAGCACUUGGAGAAGAACUGGAAGUUCAUCCUCAAUUCUUUCUGCUUCAUCAGAAUCCAGUGAAAAAGCAAAAAGUGAAGAUGAAAAACAUGUGAACUAUAUUUCAGGAACCAAACAAACUAAGGAAAACCAAGAAUCUACAAAAGGAACAUGGAGAAAAAUAAAAGAAAGUGAAAUUUCUCCCACAAAUUGUACUUCUCAGACCACUUCCUCAGGUGCUGCUAAUGGUGCUGAAUCAAAGACUCUAAUUUAUCAAAUGGCACCUGCUGUUUCUAAAACAGAGGACGUUUGGGUAAGAAUUGAGGACUGUCCCAUUAACAACCCUAGAUCCGGAAGGUCUCCCACAGGAAAUACUCCCCCUGUGAUUGACAGUGUUUCAGAAAAGGGAAAUCCAAACGCUAAAGAUUCAAAGGAUAAUCAGGGAAAACAAAAUGUGGGAAAUGGCAGUGGCCCCAUACGCACCGCGGGUUUGGAAAACCGCCUGAACUCCUUUAUUCAGGUAGAUGCCCCAGACCAAAAAGGAAGUGAGGUGAAACUGGGACAAAAUAACCCUGUCCCUGCGUUAGAGACUAAUGAAGGUUCAAUAGUUGAGCGUACCCCAUUUGGUUCUAGCAGCUCCAGCAAACACAGUUCACCCAGUGGAACUGUUGCUGCCAGAGUGACUCCUUUUAAUUACAACCCAAGCCCCAGGAAAAGCAGCGCAGAUAGCACUUCAGCCCGGCCAUCUCAGAUCCCGACGCCAGUGAAUAACAACACAAAGAAACGAGAUUCAAAAACUGACAGCACAGAAUCCAGUGGAACUCAAAGUCCUAAGCGCCAUUCUGGGUCUUACCUUGUGACAUCUGUUUAAAGAGCUUAAUUAAUGAAACUAAGAAAAGUAUGUGUUAAUUACAACUGCUAUGUAGAAAUUUUAUUUCAAAUGAAACUUUAAAAGACUGAAAAUUUUUGUAAAUAGGUUUGAUUCUUGUUAGAAGGUUUUUGUUCUGGAAGCCAUAUUUGAUAGUAUACUUUGUCUUCACUGGUCACAUUUUGGGAGGCACUCUCGAUAGUUAGGAAGAAAAUGGUAAAGCCAAGUAUAUUUGUACAGUAUGUUUUACAGGUAUUUAAGUAGCAUCCCAUCCCAUCCCAUCAUCCUUUAAUUAUUGCUUGUCUUAAAAUAAUGAACACUACAGAUAGAAGAUAUGAUAUAUUGCUGUUAUCAAUCAUUUCUAGAAUAUAAACUGACUAAACUUACAUCAGGGAGAAAUUAGUAUUUAUGCAAAAAAAAAAAAAACCAUUCUGUUUUAGUCCUUGUGAGCCCAUCUAACAUCAUAAUUAAUCAUGUGGCUGUGAAAUUCACAGUAAUAUGGUUCCCGAUGAACAAGUUUACCUAGCCUGCUUUGCUUUACUGCAUGAAUGAAACUGAUGGUUCAAUUAACAGUUCUGUGGUCACAUGAUGUGCAUUAGAUAGCUGCAGUGUAACAAUUUACACUCUUGUGCUCAAAUAUAUAUAUAUGUGUUAAUUGUAAAACAUUGAAUGAAACUAUUUUACCUGAACUAGAUUUUAUCUGAAAGUAGGUAGAAUUUUUGCUAUGCUGUAACUUGUUGUAUAUUCUGGUAUCUGAGGUGAGAUGGCUGCUCUUUUAUUAAUGAGACAUGAAUUGUGUCUCAACAGAAACUAAAUGAACAUUUCAGAAUAAAUUAUUUGCUGUAUGUAAACUGUUAAUGAAAUUGGUAUUUGUUUGAAAGGUCUUACCACAUUUGUAUUAAUAAUUGUCAAAAGGGCCUCUUUUAAAAGCUUAUAUAAAUUUUCUCUUCAAAAUUCUAUGCAUUAAGAGUAAAAUUCCUCCUACUGUAAUAAAAACAAUCGAAGCUGACUGUUCGCAUUUAACCAUUCCAUGCAUUGGCACUUAACCAUUCCUGAAAUUUAUUUAUAUAUGGUUAGCACUUUCUGAUGUUUAAUAGUUUUCCUCUUCAUGUUUUUCUUAUUCCACCAGAGUUGAUUUAAAACAUUCAUUUAAUAGCAAUGUAAAUUGCCUAGCAUAGCCUAGGCAUUGAACAUAAUAGGCCCACAUCAAAUAUUUCUUUUUUUUCUUAAUACAAUUCUAUACUUGAAAAAUUGAUUGAUUAUUCUUAGGUAUAUGUAGUCUCUUCCAAGCCUGUUUUGGAAUGUAACUGUCUUGUCCCUUCGUCUUCUCCCUAUUGCUACUGAGUCUGGAAUGAACACCUUUUAUCACCCUGUAUGUUAUGGCAAAACUCCAGCUACUAAGUAUGUAUAAUCAGCACAUGGCCAUGUUCAGAAAAUGAAGACCACGUGGAACCUCAAAAGUAGAUGUAAUACCAUUAGGAUAUUCAAAAGACUAUUUAAAACACCCUGCCUGUUGAGGAAAACUGUUUCAGACAGGUAGGGUUGUAGGGUAUAUGUGCCGCCUUCCUGACAUGACAGGGUGAAUCCACUUCAUGAAGGAAGACAACCUGAUACAUUUAUUAACAAAGAUAAUUUAUCUUCCCAGCAUUUGUUCUAAAAGAUCAGAGAGUGUGGAAGAUGAUAAAUAUGUUUGUUCAAUAUAUGAAAUUUUAUUUUUAAUAAGUCAUGUAUUCUGCAUUUGGAGAAGGGAAAAGAUAUUUAGAUAUGGUGGGGCAGUGGGAAAAGGCUGAGGAGGCGUAAGCACGUCUAGUGCCCUUGAAAUCACAUCAUGUAGUUAGUUAACUACCUCUUACCUGUGUUUAUUACUUACAGGUACUGAGGCUGAUUUU
This is a messenger RNA of Phyllostomus discolor (pale spear-nosed bat), 11173 nucleotides long. It is a transcript of the gene APC, whose product is annotated as APC regulator of WNT signaling pathway. The record is from RefSeq and is a predicted model, not a curated record. Gene Ontology annotation, molecular function: microtubule binding; gamma-catenin binding; beta-catenin binding. Lineage: Eukaryota; Metazoa; Chordata; Mammalia; Chiroptera; Phyllostomidae. Gene Ontology annotation, biological process: nervous system development; regulation of cell differentiation; negative regulation of microtubule depolymerization. The transcript has 17 exons. Bases 690 to 9287 code for a protein of 2865 amino acids. Gene Ontology annotation, cellular component: cytoplasmic microtubule; catenin complex; beta-catenin destruction complex.